AUGGAUUCACGAACCGUAAUUUCGAUGGAUAAUGCCGAAAGUAACAGUCAUUUAUUCCGUUCCGAUGAGAAAAAGGGACUUAGCCAUAAUUUUAGCGCCCCCCAUUUUUACCACGGCAGGGGGGAGGACAAGUUUAAGUUCGCGCCAGGUUACAACUACGGCGAUAUAAGCGGCGACAGAUGCGGUCAUAGCUACGACCACACGUACGGUCACACUUACGACAACACCUACAACCACAGCUGCGGCGUCGAUUUGAAGAGCGGAAAAAACGGGUUCGACUCUUUCACAUCCCCCAAAAGUUACAACCACGUUGUUAAUGGAGAAAAUGAAAAGCUUUGUGGCAACGUCGAGACGUUGUUAUUAGAUGUGGAACCUUGUGAAGACAACCCAAUGAAAGGCGAGCCUGACAUUUUUCCAAAGCCACAUAACACCAGUUUACAUUGCGCACAUCAUGAUUCACAGGUAGCUACACACCAUCAUAUAUGCCACAGUGGGGGUUACGCGGAGAAGGUGGGUGUGAUGGACCCGAGGAACGCAGAACAGUUGGCAGAGCAGUUCGCGGAACAGUUCGCAGAACGAGUAGAUCAUUCUGCACUUGGACAACUGGACGAACCCGUGGAAGAGAAGGAGCAGCACGUAUUUCAAAGAGCACAUAUGGUCCACAAACCGCAUGACCUCAGUGGCAACGGAACCAAUUACACAAAAGAGUAUAAAGGGAACCAUGAAAGAAUGAGACAAAAUAAUAUUCACAACCAAAUUAUUAAAGAUAUAAGAAGAAGCAAAUCAAAUUAUAGCUUCCGAAACAUUGUCAUCACAAAUGUGUUCUUGGGUAACAUUCCACCUAACAUAACAGAAGAGAGGAUAAAAAACGUGUUGGAAAUUUUUGGGUACAUAAUUCACAUUGAGUAUAAAUGGUCCAUUGAUAAAUGGUCCUAUGCAUUUGUGUACUUCGUUGACGAGAAGUGUGCAAUAAAUGCUGUGAAUAUUUUGAACCAGAAGAAGUUUUUUGACAAUUGCCCCAACCACAAGUUGAUAUGCUUUAUCGUUUCGAAGCAGAUUCCGAACCAGAACACGCUGCACUACAGCAAGGCCAACUUUUCCCUCUUGAAGGACGGCCCACCGGGCGCAAAUCUGUUCCUGUAUGGAAUCCCCCUCAAGUGGACCGAACUGAACCUGAUCCAAUUGGUUAACAAGUACGGCCACGUCGUGGGCCUCAGAAUUCCAUAUAUAAACAACGAGCAUGACAAGAAGCAGGGGAAUAGGGGCUUUGGUUUUGUGUCGUACGACAACAAGAAGUCCGCCAUUGAGGCGUUUGAGGAGCUGUCCAAAAUGUACAUUCACGGGAAGCUGCUGAAGGUGCAGCUCAAAAAUGGCGAGGAGCAUUUGUUGCCGCCCAAGCUCAAGAGCAUGUACAGCACCAGCGUUAACCCUAACGCGAACGUCAACAUGAGCAGCAGCGUCAGCGUGAACGUGCAGGCGAACCAAAGCAAAGUAAAGGACCCGAACAGCACGAAGACGGCGCAGAGCCUCGUAAGCACCGCCGACACGCUCAAAACCCUCAACUCCGUCAAUUAUGUAGAUGCGCCGAAGAAAACGAGAAGUAACUUCCCUAGCAGUAGCAGCAGCGCAAAUGGAGGCAGUGCCAACUGCAGCGGCAGCAGUCAGGGCGCCAACUUCAUGACGAGCAACACCAUGAUAACCGAACUGGUUUGUAACGGCGCGGACAACCACAUACAACAUAUGUCUACACUGGACCCCAACUGUCCUCCACUGGAGUACCUACCAAAUGACGCAAGUAGCAACACCAUGCCAUUGAGCAGCUCACAUGGAAAAUUCGUCAAAUAUUUUUCUGACAAUUAUUAUAAUAAAUAUAACACAAGUAGCAAGAGAUUGAAUAAUUACAUGCACAGCUUUAACAAUUACAGCACCCUAAGCAACAACGCAGUUUGUCCUACCUACCCAGUGGAACCUCUAAGCGCUUUACAUAAGACGAGCGAAGUGGGAGAUGUGUUCCGAGGUACUGGUGUAAGUAGCAACACCCGUUUGUAUUAUACUGAAAAGGGUGACAGUGGGGAAGGGGGGACCUCUUUUAGGGGGGGUACACUUGGAAGUAUCAACGGGUGUUUGAUUAGCGAUGAGAAUAGAAGCGAGCCCGAGAAUGGAACCCCCAUCAUGGAGUACACAGGAAUGAGUAAGUACCCUCAUAACUUGGAAGGUGCAGCAUUGAAGAUGAAUCAAAAGAUUGAAACUUCAACGUAUGAUUAUGUAAAUGAUCGUUUUGACCAUGUCCUUAAUGAAUGUCUUGUUGAUACGAACGAUAAGGGGAUGGACACAGGAGAGCUUUAUUCUUGUGCACUGAGACGAACGUUUCAUAUACCGCCUGAACCAAGGGCCAGAGGAAUAAACAAUAAAAUGUAUUAUCACCCGAACAAAAUAGGACAGAAGUGUCUAAUGAAUGCGAAUCCGACCGCUUCGUACAAUUGUGACCUGUUUGGGGAAGACACAAAUGGGGACAAUGUGCAGGUGGACAAAUUGAAUCAUCUGAAGGAUAAGAUUUAUGUGCAUCAGAGAAAAAACAUGUUUUGCAAUCCCACUGUGGAGGGAAGCACGAGCGUGAACAUGUACAGUCAGUUCUUUGCGAAUGACACAACGGGAGAGUGUAGCGUAGAUGGGGGUGGCAGCGGAAAGUGGGGCGGCCACUGGGAUGGGAAGUGGGAUGGGAAGUGGAACAGCCUUGCGCCCCUCGGCGGAGACUCAUUUAGAAGCGCCAAGAGCAAAACGCAACUGGGCGGCGAAAACGGAAACAUAACAUCCCUUCUAAAUCACAUAUGGUACGACAAUGGCCACAGUGGCUCAAGUGUUGCUUGCGGUGAUGCUUAUUGUAGUAGCUCUUAUAAGGACUGGUAUAACAAGUCGAACACAGGAGGGUCGGACGAGUAUACUAGUUACUCCUGCAGUGAUGCAAACAACCAUGCUGUUGAGAACAACGACAAAAGGGGCGUGCGAAACGAAGUCAUGUGUAACGCGCAAGUGGACGAGCACGACGAGAAGAAGAAGGGGGAUGUUCAAAUGAACAAAAGCUCCCAUCUGUAUGCGAAUGGAAACGAUUGGCAGUAUGGAGAAAAGGAAUGCGAACAAGUGAAUGGAGCAAGCCAAAGUGGCGAGAACUUUUACCUUACUUUUAAUCACGACGAUUUGCGCGACGAGCUAGGUGGUAGUGGUGACAGCGGCAACGACACGUCCAACUACUGCAAAAACAUGCAGCUCUUCUUCUCCUUCCUAAACACAUACACAAAUAAAAGCUCGGCAAACACGAACGACUGUAUUAGCAAGGAAAACAUGAAACUGUAUGAAAUGCUGAACCCAAAAAUUGAAGAUCAGUCCGACAAGAAGCUUUUGGAAUACUCCUUCAUGGAACUCCCCUCGAAGAACAAGAAAAACGAGACGCAGUGUGAGCAGGAGAUUGAGGGGCAGCUCCCAAAUCAGUUGCAUAAGGAAGAGGCGCAGGAAGACUAUGAUCAGAUGGUGCAUUAUGAUCCCCCCGAUUUCCUCAACGCCGGGCACUUCAGUUCUAGCUUUUAUGACCGCAUCGACGCAUAUGGCGCGAAUGAAAAUAACAAGGGUGGCAAUGGAGAAGGUAGUGGCAGCGGUGACAAACAGCUGGACCAGGAAGAACGGCUCUCAGAGAAAAGCGAGGAACUGUUAGAUCGAUACCUGAGCGACAUGUACGUUUUUAAUGAUUAUCCGGUUGUGAAUAAUUGCACCGAGCCCAUGUUCAACUUUGAAGCGAGGAACGAUGGGGAUGCGAAUGUGGACGCGCAUGUGGAUGCGCAUGCGGAAGCUAAUGGUGAGAAGACUUGCUGCAACAACACGGGUAAUGCCAACCCGGACAAUGAGAGCAGCGGUAGCAGAGGUAGCAGUGCCAACAAGAACAGCAGCAGUAGUAGCACCAGCUGCAGCAGCAAAGUCGUUUCGAGCGCGCAGGAUGUCGCAAGUAAGCGCGCGCCGACGUACUACGAAGACAGAAACGGGAGUACGAAUACAGCCUUCAAGACCAGCAGCGCGGGAAAGGGUUCCUAG
Messenger RNA from Plasmodium fragile, 4080 nucleotides. RefSeq lists its product as uncharacterized. The record is from RefSeq and is a predicted model, not a curated record. Bases 1 to 4080 code for a protein of 1359 amino acids. Gene Ontology annotation, molecular function: mRNA binding. Gene Ontology annotation, cellular component: nucleus; cytoplasm; ribonucleoprotein complex. NCBI's taxonomy places the organism in Eukaryota, Apicomplexa, Aconoidasida, Haemosporida, Plasmodiidae. The transcript has 2 exons.